Molecule: messenger RNA, 2203 nt
Organism: Camellia sinensis
Lineage: Eukaryota; Viridiplantae; Streptophyta; Magnoliopsida; Ericales; Theaceae
Product: primary amine oxidase 1
Biological process (GO): amine metabolic process
Molecular function (GO): quinone binding; primary methylamine oxidase activity; copper ion binding
Source: RefSeq, a predicted model, not a curated record
CAUUCCAAUAUAUAUUGCCAAAUUGUACUUUGAAACACCACAACAAAAUCUAAAAUUUCUAUGUUAUGUGGAGUUGAUGAAUGGAGUGUCCAUGAGUACUAUGCAACUUUUAGUUGUGGCUAUUCUGCUACAAUGUUGCUUCAUACCCACUUUUCAACACCCACUAGACCCUCUUACACCUAGUGAAAUCAACCAAGUUAACCUCAUAAUCCAAAACUCUCACCUUGGUUCUGCUAUUUCUAGCUUGACUUUUCACUUUGUUGAUCUAGAAGAACCAGAGAAAGUAGAUGUUCUCAAAUGGCUAUCUUCCAAUGAACACAAUGGGUCUUUCCCUCAUCGUCGAGCCAAGGUGGUGGUUCGAGCCAGGGGUGAGACCCAUGAGCUCAUUGUAGACUUAGCCACCGGUUCAAUCAUAUCAGACCAUGUUUACAAUGGUCAUGGUUUUCCCCCAUUCACUUCCAAAGAGUUCGUCCAAGCCAGCAUAAUAUCUCAAAUGCACCCUGAGUUUAAAGAAUCAAUUUUGAGAAGGCAGCUAAAUUUGUCUGAAAUCACGUGCCUACCGUUGACAAUUGGUUGGUUCGGAGAAUUGGUUACCAAACGAGUUCUUAGAGUUUUCUGCUUCUAUCGUGGAGGAACGACUAACAUUUUUGCAAGGCCUAUUGAAGGGAUAAGUAUACUAGUUGAUGUCGAGUCAAAUCAAGUUAUCAAAUAUACAGAUAGAUUUAAAGCCCCUUUGCCUAGAGCCGAUGGUACUGAUUUUCGGUCAUCAGGGCAGGAACCUAAUUUGGGCCCUUCCAAUGGAACGAAAACCGGGUUCACCAUCAAAGGCCACGAGGUCAGAUGGGCUAAUUGGGCUUUCCAUGUCGCUUUCAAUGCCCGGGCGGGGCUAAUCAUAUCAACAGCUUCUAUAUUCGAUGCUGGAAAUAAAAAGUGGCGGCGUGUGCUUUACAGAGGACACGUUUCAGAAACAUUUAUACCGUACAUGGAUCCAACUAGUGAAUGGUACUUUAGGACCUUUAUGGAUGCUGGUGAAUUUGGGCUCGGUAAUUCGGCUUACUCCCUCAUGCCACUGAUUGACUGCCCUGGCAACGCAGCGUAUAUGGAUGGGUACUUGGCUGGGGCAGACGGGCAGGCACAGCAGGUGGCUAGGGUAAUUUGCAUUUUUGAGAGAUAUUCUGGUGAUGUGGCAUGGAGACAUACUGAAGUUGGUGUUCCCGGACAAUUGUUAAAAAGUGGAAAGACAGAGGUUAGUUUGGUGGUCAGGAUGGUGGCUACUGUUGGAAACUAUGACUAUAUUCUUGAUUGGGAAUUCAAGCAAAGUGGUUCCAUUAAAGUUGGGGUAAGUUUGACAGGGGUGCUAGAGGUGGAGGCAACUUGGUACGCACACAAUGGUCCCAAAACAGAGGAUGUAUAUGGUACCUUUGUAGCCGAUAACACCAUUGCAAUCCAUCACGAUCACUUCCUCACUUACUACCUCGACCUCGACAUCGAUGGUACAAAUAAUUCAUUUGUCAGAUCAAAAUUAAAGACCGCUCGAGCGGUGGGGAUUGAGCCGAGCACGCCUCGAAAGAGUUACUGGACCGUGGUUCGAGAAGCUGUCGAGUCGGAAGCGAAAGCCAGAACUCGGCUUGGCUUGGAGCCAGCUGAGUUGUUAAUAGUGAAUCCGAAUAAGAUGACCAAGCUGGGGAAUCAGGUGGGUUACGGGCUGAUCACUGGACAACCGGUUACUUCGCUAUUGUCUGACGAUGAUUAUCCCCAAAUUCGGGCUGCCUACACAAAAUAUCAACUGUGGGUGACCCCUUAUGACCGGUUGGAGAGGUGGGCUGGAGGGUUUUAUGCUGAUCGGAGCCAUGGCGACGAUGACCUAGCUGUUUGGUGCCAAAGAAAUAGGCCGAUUGCGAACAAGGAUAUAGUCCUUUGGUACACAGUUGGGUUCCAUCAUGUUCCGACCCAAGAAGAUUUUCCGGUGAUGCCAACACUUUCUGGUGGAUUUGAGCUCCGGCCGUCAAAUUUUUUUGAAAGAAACCCAUUGAUCAAACAGUAGUAGUGUUCAAGAGGUUAAAUUUCCCUAGUGCAAGAAAAUUACUAGUCAGUGUAGGAAAAUUUUACAUUUUUCUUGUAUUGCAUGAGGUAAGGCUCAUUAUGUCACUCCCUCAGUUCUGAAUUAUUAAUAGAACUCUCCUCGCGAUGCCAAGGUUUAACA